Lasiodiplodia theobromae is the source of this 630-nucleotide messenger RNA. RefSeq lists its product as uncharacterized. The transcript is spliced from 2 exons. The coding region runs from base 1 to 630 and encodes 209 amino acids. The record is from RefSeq and is a predicted model, not a curated record. NCBI's taxonomy places the organism in Eukaryota, Fungi, Ascomycota, Dothideomycetes, Botryosphaeriales, Botryosphaeriaceae.
AUGAGGUUCUCCAUCGCCACCGCUGCCUUCGCUCUCUCCAGCCUUUUCAUGGGCGCCGUCGCUGCUCCUACCAACAGCGACCUCAUCACCCGCACUGAUGUGCAGGCCGACGUCGACGUCACUGUGCUGAGUGUCCUGACCGACCUCAAGGCGCAGGUCGAGGUGCACACGGGCAACAUCAACAGCACCUGUGGCGGCCUUGGCCUCGGACUGGACGUCGAGGUCGACCUGAGCACUCCGGCCAUUGUCUCGAUCAAGGCCGAGAUCACUGCCAUCAUCGACGUCAUUACCACCGCUACCGCCAAGAUCCAGGGCUGCGAGGCCGGCGCUGAUGUCUCGGUCAUUGUCGACCUGGCCCUCAAGAUCGUCCUCGAGAUCCUCUUCACGCUCAACGCUUCGGUCAAGAUCGUCGGAGUCGUCUCCCUUUCCCUGCUCAACCUCAGCAUCAACCUCGUCAUCAACGUCAUCGCCAACCUGCUGGUCGCCAUCGAGGCCGUUGUCGGCGGUGUCCUCGAGAGCGUCUGGGUCUCCGUCCACGUCUGCUUGGACCUCGUCCUUCCCGGCCUCGUCAAGGUCUUCGUCGGACUCGGUGUCACUCUCAACGGCGAGUGUGGCUGCCUGAGCCUGUAA